UCUCACCAUUCUUGGCUCAUCGCCCACAUGGCCCACAUACCUUGUGGGGGCCUUGUCCCGGGUUUUCCGAUGUUUUCCCACUUAGUUUUUCCGACGCUGUGAUACGAUCCGGCAAAGAAUACUCAGCCCGCCACGGACGGCUCCCGUGAGAUCGCGCGUGAAUUCGUGUAAUCAACGGUUCGAUUUUUCACUCCCUUUUCCGCAGUGCAAUUUUUUUUAGUUGUGUGAUCGUUCUUUUCGGUUCAAGAGUUUCUCGUUUUUUUUCUUUGCGGUUUCACGUUUCAGUGUGUGAGCAAUUAAUAAGAGGAAUUUAUCUACUCGAAUGGUGGAGCUCGCUUUUUUCAUUUGUGUGCCGUUUGCAUAGUGAUAGAUCCAGCUGCUGAAUUAUAGUUCAUUCAUUGCUGCUUUCACAGAGGAGUGGAGAUACGGAGUGUAGUUUUGCUUAGAAUUUUCAACUGGCUUUUUGCUGUUGAGCGCGUGCGAGUGAUUUUGUUCGAGUUUAAAAAUAAGUGUGUGUUAUCCUGCGAAUUAUUAUGCUGGCGGCUGGCUUUUGUGUUGCAACACACGCCACCAGGGGCCGGGUGAAAAUGGGAAGCAUCGGGUUGGAUGGAUACUACAGUGAACAUUGAACAUUCUCUGGUUGUCUCUCUAUUGCAAGGGAGUUCACCGCGGUCAAGACACACAACCACCAGCAGUUUCGAUGUUUAUUUGCGCACGCCAAACGGAUGAACCCUUGCGCGAAUGGUGGUGCUGGUCGCGUUGUGUCUGUGUCUCGGCAGUUUCCUUUCCCUUGUACGAACGGUUUCAAUUCCCUCCUCUGCCAGACGACAAUGCUUUGGUUUGAGUGCUAUCCCCGAAUGUUCGGUGUGGCUGGCUGCGUCACACAGUAUCGUUUCCCUCGCAAUCGGCGGACGUGACGUGUAGAUGAUUGGUUGCGAAUUUUCACACAUUACUGAUAAUUGUUCUAGCAGCAAGUGAUUUUUAUAUUGUCUGCCAAUAGUUGCUUCUAUUGUUCAUGAUGCAGUACAAAGCAAUGUGUUUUCUUAAGCAAUUUUUAAGAAAGCACCAGUUACCAACAACAGUAACUCGGAAAAAGUCGGACGUAAAUGUUCAUCCUCACUUUACACCCCAAUUAUCUGUUCCAUUUUUUGUUGAUAGUUUCACCCAAUGUCAGACAACCAACCGUGUGUUCCAUUGACGAUUUUUCUCUUCUUCUAACUCAAAACCCCAAGGGACUUAUCGUUGAGGCAAACACUUUUCAACACGACACACUCCCUGAACGCAUUCGGUCUUCCCUAUUUGCUUGCUUCCGGCCCGCUUGUGCGAACCAUACGGCGAGAAUGUGUCUUUUGUUUGGACUCUAAAAUUAGACGGUAAAAACCCCGAGUUCGGGAAGGAAUCAGAAGCUCUCAGCGGCUCACACACAGCGUACCAGUACCCCAUGAUUGGCUGCAGUAGUGAACAACGCGUGCAUAGUUGUGUAUUUACGAGGCUAGGCAUAGGAAGAACGAUUGCCUAUAGGAGGGAGAGGUGGAUGAUGAUGCACUGUACGCAUACGAGCGCAUCGGAAUGCAUUCGAUUGCGUGAGUAAUAGCUCAUCGACGCUAGGGCAAUGCUUUAUUUCUUCUUAAAAGUAAAAAUUAUGCCGCAAGAAAUAAACAAAACUGCUCGUUUUGAGAUUUGAGGUUUGUUGAGGCUCUGAAUGAAUACACAGACGAAUGAGAUUUUUAUACUUUCAAUUGGAAUAAGAAGUCUAGUUGGAUUUUUUUCUAAUUCCAGAAUGUAAUGCGUAUAGUAAAUAAAACUCAUAGCUUUUACAUGCACUAGAAUUGAAAUAUUUCAGACAAUUAUUUGUCUGAAAACUGUUUCGAGUGCCGCAAAAUUGAUUCUCAAAUUCAAACUUAGUAGUUACUUCAAUCUAAUUGUGAACAAUUAAUCCUUUUUGAAACCAGCCAAUCUUCUGUAGCUGAUAAAUUUGGUUGCCUAUCUGUUAAAAUGAUGGACCUUGAGAAUAGUUUUGGACCUAAUAAAUUCUUUCAAAUGUAUGAUCCUCAGGUCCUUGGUAACAUCUUUGAAUGUAAUAUUGAAAUUCGUGAUGUUAUUUCAAACAUUUUUGUGAGAUUGGAAUCGUCAUAUUGGUUAUGAUAAGAUAAAUUUAACUUACCGAUAAGAAUUGAUCUACGGAUUAUGUGUGGUGGAAAGAUCGAGUGCCUUUUGUAAUGACACUAUUAAAUCAUUUCUGGUUAUACGAGUUCAUUUGUGCUUAUAAUGCGUUCCUCGAAGUAUUUCAUUCCGAUUGAACAAUGAUCUGAUACUGUAUAGGAACUUUGUUAAUGCUUCAUGAACAUUAUUAGAAUUUAAAAAGACAAAAGGAGCCGACAAAAGGAGGUUUUUAGAUAGAUAGUUUUGAAAAUAUUCAUCGUCUGAAAGACCAUUUCAUCGAUUUUUCAAUGCCUUUUCCGUUCGUUGCUUGAAUCAUUGUCAAUUUCGUACUUAUUUUAAUGUUCUUCAGAGACAUAUCACAACUAAAUAUGUCCUAUACAUUAAACAUAAGCAUCAUUAAAUUGUCGUUCCAUUACCGAUUAGUUGUAAUAUAUUUCAUGUGCUCUUCUGACCCCUAAUUCACUCGCAAGAAAAGCAAGAUCCAAAGCUGAAACAGUUUUCACUUUCACGAUCAUUGCGGGACGAUCAAUUGGAGAGAGAGAGAGUGUGUGCGGCAGCAUGCGUUUCGUCGCGUUGCCCCAUUCCUUAACACAUUGCAUUCGGCGUCGUCUGCCGUCGUUGGCGCGUGAGAGGGCAACGUCGUGCCAAAAAGUGGAGCUCGGCGCGGUUCAGCAUGACUAGAAACAGCGCGCGUCCCACGACCACGCUGGCGGCGACUACGGCCAAGACGACGACACUGUGUUCUAGUUCUAAUUUGGCAACCGUUUGGCUGGGCCCUCGAGGUGUAUGUGUGUGUGUGUUUGCUUUAAAGAUUUGGCCUACAUUUUUCGGAAGCCAACGAUUCUGUGUGCUGCUGCCGAUGGGUUGUGAUUUGAAUCGAUUGGGAGUUGCUGUUUUGGGUCGGUUUGUGGAUGCCGCGUUUUCCAUGCUUUCUUUUCCAUUUCUUCAGGCCUCAAAACACACGCCAAAGGACGCGGGUGCAUCGCUUGUGUGCUUGCUUUACAUUCAGUUUCCUUUGUGUUGUUAAAUUGCUUGUGCAAAACGGCGUGAGUGGAGUUCCGAAACCCCUUCUUUCCCGGACGAAAGGAGCAAUCCCCACACCGCGCAUAAGUCCAUCGUCUAUGUGAUCGCGUUUGUCGCUUACCCACGACGUUUUUGUUUUUGCUUGGCGCGAUGAACAGAAAGGAACAGAAAGGGCGGUUUGAACAGGCCGCACCGAGUCUCCCACCGACCCUGGACGGGCUGAACAAUGUCAGCGAUCUCAUAAGCAAGUUCGAGGUACGCAACUAUCCUAUAAAUAGAGGACUGCUGCCCGAACUAUCGUCGCCCAGGCCGACGCCGCCGGGAUACGCCGGGAUCGUCCCGGGUGCAGCGGAGUGGUACCGUGGUGCCUACCAUUAUUCGCCGACUCAUUCGCCACCGCUCGGGCAAACGCGUCGACGAUCGGCCAACGGUGGUGUUCCGUCGCAGUACGACUCCGCCUAUCUCAGCGAUACAGCCUCUCUCAGUGACGGAGCGGAUAGUGUAAGCCCCGGCGGUAGAAGGAUGGAUGAUCGUGCCCGGUUUCGUGCCCGCCAGGGUGGAGUUUACUAUCAGAAUGGCUCACUGUCUUCGCUAAACGAAUCCGACUACUACGAGGAUAUUGGGUUUGAUGUUGGGCCACGAACGCCACCCAGUGGACGCUUCUAUGCCCCACAGCAACGCCGUGGUGAGGGUGCCGUCCUGCUGGAGGAAGUUGAGGAGGUGCCGUUGAAUAAGGAGCAGGUCACUAGCACGCUGACCCGCUUCGGUGCCAUACUGCAGAUGCUGUCGCGGAUCCCGUUCCCCCGAAUGUCCGUCACCGGCAUGGGGCUUUGCUCGCUCGUCGCCAUCUUCUUCUGCCCGCGGGCGAUCGGUUCGAAUAUACUGUUUCCCGGUUUCAGACUACUGUUCGGUACGCUGUACCCGGCCUACGCCUCGUACAAGGCGGUGCGAACGAAGAACGUCAAGGAGUAUGUAAAAUGGAUGAUGUACUGGAUUGUGUUUGCGUUCUUCACGUUCAUCGAAACGUUCACCGACAUACUGCUGUCGUGGUUUCCGUUCUACUACGAAAUUAAGGUGAUCGUCGUCCUGUGGCUGCUGUCACCGGCUACCCGCGGUAGCUCGACACUCUAUCGCAAGUUUGUGCACCCGAUGCUGACACGCCGCGAACAGGAAAUUGACGACUACAUCAAUCAAGCCAAAGAGAAGGGUUACACCGCCGUGCUGCAGCUGGGCUCGAAGGGUGUUAACUAUGCCACGAACGUUAUCAUGCAAACGGCCAUCAAGGUUUUAGGCACUAAAACUGACACCAUCACCCCAUUCGGUAGCAUGAUGCGCAUUAGUCAAUCCGAUAACUCACUGCUAAUGAGUGCGGCCGCUGCAGCAGCUGUCCGUGCUUCCGGUGCCGAACCGGCACGCCCUAACGGCUUACUGCACACUAACAUGCGCGAUACGACGGACCAUGCGACGUCGGGCGAAGAUGAGCAUGAUGGGCAAAUGGUCACCGCAGCCACCUCCGGCCCGGCGACGGGACGCGUCCGACGUUCGCAAUCGGUUGACUCGGCACUGAACAGCAGAGGAGGAGGAGGAGGAGGACGGGCAACGAUGAGCUCCAGUCGCAGCAUGACACGUGCCCGGGCACAGCAGCAGCAACAGCCCGCCAUCAUCUACGAGAUGGACAGCGAGGAUGAGGAACGGUUCCUGGCGUCCGAAACGGAUCUUAUACUGGGGACCACUUCGAGUACUACCACCACUGCGUCGUCCGCGGCUGGCGGUGGUAGAAUUCGUGGGCGAACGCGUGCCAUUACCACGGUCAGUGCGGAGGAAGAGUCCGACGGUACGGAAGGUGGCAGUGUGGCCCGCGCCAGUGCCUCGACGAGGGCGAAAGCUACUACCGCCAAGGAGACGGGACGGGCCAAAAAAAGCACCAAAGCGGUCGGAGUGACUGGUGGGAAAGCGGGCACAAAAGCAUCGUCCUCUGCUGCUGCCAGUGGACGGCGGAAAGUGAAUGGGGUCGCUGCCGCCGCCGAGGUGGAGAGUGUAGAGAUGGGCGUUGAGAUGGAUGUUGUGUAGGCAGCGGGGGUUAUUGCUGGUCGAUAUUAUAGGGCAAACAUUCCAGCAAAUGAUACAAGAAAAAACGAGGAUCAACCUAGCAACUCAGGGCAAUAACGACAGGUUCAGGGACACUCGUACGUACAAGACGGAAAGGACCAAAACCGAUCCAACCGAUCCCUUAACGAUCGUGUUUUACUAAAGAGAUUUAAAUAGGACGAUACAAAUGCCACCUGUCUAUGCUUUGUACUAAUUCAGGGAGCCCGUGCAGAGGGAUGGCUUUUAUGCGGCUAACCCCUUCGAUCCUCUAACGUGCUUGGUUUGUUCUUGUCUUCUAACGAACUUCAAAUUAACCUUUUAAAAACGUUUGUGCGUGUAUAGUUGUUUCUUUUCACUUCACAUUGUCUGUUAAUUGUGUUAUUUUUUUUCUGUGCACAACUGGGCAAUUGUCGUUCUCUCUUUCUCUCUUCCUCUACCCUCUCUCUCUUCUAUUGCAGCACGUACCAACUGAACAGCUUCUGAAUCUGACGCUCAAAUCAAACGAAUCGUAACUGGUAGAAGAAGUAUUAGUAGUAAACAAACUCAUGUAACAUGAUUUCAUACACACACACAUGCUCUCUCUCUCUCUUGCACAAGAGUUUGAAGGGUGUUGCCGCGUAAAAAAUGAAUUUUGGUGCAAAUCACUGCGAAAUUAAAGAGUAGAACCAAAAUCAACAUCAGCCAUCGUGUGUUUGUUUACGUUUUAGGAUUUAAGGGGGCCACAUGCUAUAUAGCUUAAAUUACGAACAGGUUGGCUUUUCUUUUUGUGCUUAGAACAGAACAAAAGAACAAAUUAGCCGUUUGUUUUGAAUUUAUAGUUUUCGGUUGGAAGUAGAUCUCGAAUAACCUGCCAAGGGAAGGGAGUAGAACAAUGAUAAACACGCACAAAAGGACAUAAAGGAACAGUUUAGGACUGUGACAAGACUUUUGAUGAGGUGUAAGUGUGUAAAGGACAUUAUAGCAAAGGUUAAGUUUGUUUGUAUAGCACAGCAAAACGAUUUACAAAGGAAGGAUUGGUCACACGAAUUGUUUCAGUAGGAAUAAAUCAUAGCAAAAGCCGUGGUGGACUUGUCAGGUUUACGUUUAGGAUCAAAACGCUCAAAGUAGUAGUAAAUGUAGCUUAACGCAGGGGCAUUUUUUUAUGUGAGAGUUGAGACUCGCAGAGCAGAUUGGUACGGUAAUUACGGUAAUUGGUACUCCUUCUCGACUGACCAUUGCUUUAGAAUUUCAAAUUGAUGAUACGAAUAAAGUUAAGCGAAAACGAUGUAACCGGAGAUAUAAAGGAGAGUGUUAGGAGUUUGAUCACACGCACGCUUCGGUA
Messenger RNA from Anopheles gambiae (African malaria mosquito), 6595 nucleotides. RefSeq lists its product as uncharacterized. The coding region runs from base 3337 to 5256 and encodes 639 amino acids. Lineage: Eukaryota; Metazoa; Arthropoda; Insecta; Diptera; Culicidae. The record is from RefSeq and is a predicted model, not a curated record. Gene Ontology annotation, molecular function: microtubule binding. Gene Ontology annotation, cellular component: cytoplasmic microtubule; endoplasmic reticulum membrane; endoplasmic reticulum tubular network. Gene Ontology annotation, biological process: endoplasmic reticulum tubular network organization. The transcript has 4 exons.